AUGAAAGAGAAACAGUUUUGCAGGUUGGCUAUUGAGUAUUUACCAGCAACUCAUGACAUCAAUGAUCAGAUUUUAUUAAAGAAAAUUAACAUUCUGUUGCGAGACAAUAAAGCAACUGUCAGAUUCACAACAGAUGAAAUACAACUGGUUAUGAAGAAAUUAAAAGAAGCUUGUGUUUAUCAGAGAAAAGAAAAGUUUCAAUAUUUAAUGCAGGACCUGACAUUAUUCUGUGUAAAUGACAACAAUAUUAGUCUGAUUUGCUCAUACAUAAGUCUAAAAUGUUUACGUUAUGCACAAACAACACUAAAAGACGAAUUGCUUAUGCUGAUUAGCAAACUUAUGUCAAACAUAGAGUUCAUGCACAAAAUAGCAGGGGAUGAAAGGCUUAUGGGAAAAAAUGGAUUUGAUAAAUCAUUAAAAAAAGAAAUUAAAAAGAAAAGCAGAGAAUUUUUUAUACAUGGAAAAACAAACGAAGAAAAGAUGAGUAAAUGCCAAAAAUCAAGUUCUGGUGAUGGCAGCCGUAAAGUCGAUUCGAUAAGCAUAGAUUUAAUAAAAGUUGACAAAACAACACGAAGAAAAGUCAAUAAAGAGCAUGCGGCUCAAAGUGGGUUAUCAAGUGCCAGUAAAAGCAGCACAAACUCAAGGCGUACUGUAAACUGGUCUAUAGAAGAAAAAUCUGACCUUCUUGUGAUGGUAAAUGAACACAGAGACAAAAUAGAAUCCAAGAAACGUGAUAAAACGACUAGAGCUUGGAGACAAGAAGCCUGGGAAAACAUCGCAACACAAUUUAAAAGUCAGCAUCCAACAUUUACCCAUCUCAAAACACAAGGUAUUAUAGAACAAUACCAAAGACUAAAAAGUCAGGUUAAAAAACAGCUGACACAACAAAACGUGUCUACAGUCAGUGGUGAGACCGGCAUUGACAAGUCAAUAGUGAAACUCAUGUGUGAUAUAUGUCAUGAGGAAUUUAAGGAAGUCAUGCCUGCAUAUCAACAUAAUGAAGAAAUGACAUCAGUAGAGCAUGAUGAUGGAAAUACUGAUAUUGCAGAGAAUGAAAACAAUGAAGAGGAUUACAUAGAUGUCACCGAACAUCAGGAAAAUGCUGAAGUAAAUGAAUUGGAAAUAGCAGCUGAUGACGACAUGGAAGUGACAGAACAUGAACAUUAUAGGACUGAACAACACAUUUACAGAGAAGAUAACCCGGACACACACUUCUCCGCAAUUGACUCGAAUUACAUUUCGGAGUUACCACCCCUUACACCAUACUACAGCACCAGUCCCGUACAUUCCCUGUCUCAUCAAAUGCCCGAACAAACUACAUCGUUAUACCAUGGGCAGGAAAAUGUACAAACGUAUUCAAGUUCAGUUUUAGAGAAUAACUUACAAGAAGAAAUAACCACACAUCCAAAUAGUCACGAUUUUCAAGUUGACAUCAUCGCUGAACAAACAGACUAUUCGUCGCACCGACUGCCUACAGCAAGACAACAAAAAAACCGUCAAACUGUAGUAUCUAGACCUAAUCUUAAAAGGAAGAUAAUGCCUUAUAUAAGAUCACAAGCUUCAAAACGAAAGCUCGAACAAGAGGAAAUCAAAUUAAAAAGAGAAAAACAACAAGAGGAACUGAAGUUGGCCAGGGAGAAACAAGCUGAAGAAAUAAGGAUGGCCAGAGAAAAACACGAGAUGGAGAUGGAAAUGUUGCGGUUAAAAAAACAAUGUCUGGAACGUCAGUUACAACAGGCGGGUAACACAUCUGGCAUCUUUACAUCAUCACAAAAUGUGUUGGAUGGUGACGGUGCAAGUUACUUGUCACUACAGUAA
Molecule: messenger RNA, 1818 nt
Organism: Physella acuta
Lineage: Eukaryota; Metazoa; Mollusca; Gastropoda; Physidae
Product: myb/SANT-like DNA-binding domain-containing protein 4
Source: RefSeq, a predicted model, not a curated record